UUCUUCUUAGAGUAAAAUAAAAUACAAACAUAUUCAAUUUCCAAAGGAUCCUCGCUCCUUUAAUCUGAACUAAAAGCUUUGUCCCCCUCACAGAUAGUUUUCCACCGUCUGUGAUGUUUCUCUCUCAUCCCAUUACUAAUCACACUCUUCUCUUCAAAGAACCCAAAAGAUCACCAUGGACGACCACUUCAUCUCCUCUACAAGCUGUUCUUGUGGACUCUCGGAUUAGCGCAUCAAAAGGAGCUAGUCAUUAUGUUAUGUACCCCUCGAAACCAAAGGAAAGAAUCAGGGAAAUGUUCACCAAGGUUGAACUCUCGGUUUCCUCGUAUGACACUGCUUGGGUGGCAAUGGUCCCUUCACCAAAUUCACCAUCAUCUCCCUGUUUCCCCAAGUGUUUAAGCUGGAUAUUGGAGAAUCAGCUUCCGGAUGGUUCAUGGCCUGUUGCUCACAACCAUCCCUUACUGAUUAAAGAUGCUCUGUCGUCCACAUUAGCGUGCGUCCUUGCUCUGAAGAAAUGGGACAUUGGCGAAGAGCAUGUAAACAAAGGCCUUCAGUUUAUUGGAUCAAAAUUCUCUCUAAUCAGUGAUAAGAAUCAGCAUGCUCCAAUUGGAUUUGAUAUCAUAUUUCCUGGUAUGGUUGAAUAUGCUAAGUUUUUAGGCUUAAAUCUUCCCAUGAGUACACCGGCUAUAGAUGUUUUGCUCCAGCACAGAGACUUGGAGUUCAAAAGAAUUUCUGAGAGCAACUCCGAGGGAAGUAAGUUAUAUCUAGCAUAUAUUGCAGAAGGUUGGGGAAAAUAUCAUGAUUGGAAAGACAUCAUGAAGUAUCAGAGGAAGAAUGGAUCACUGUUUAACUCACCAUCUGCUACGGCAGCUGCUUUUGUUCAUCUUCAAGAUAGUAACUGCCUCAAUUACUUGCAUUCACUCUUAGAAAGGUUUGGUAACGCAGUUCCAACAGCUUAUCCUCUAGACAUAUAUGUUUCUCUCUCCAUGGUUGAUAAUCUUGAGAGAUUGGGUAUCGAUCGACACUUUAAGAAUGAAAUAAGAAUUCUUUUGGACAGAAUAUACAUAUGUUGGUUGCAUAUGGAGGAGGAGAUAUUCUCAGACAUGGCCACGUGUGCAUUAGCAUUUCGGAUCUUACGAAUGCAUGGAUACGACAUCCCUACAGAUGCUCUAGCCAUGUUUGCUGGAGAAAAUUUCUUUGAAACUCCAGGAGGAUGUCUAAAAGAUCUGUGCAGUACAUUAGAGUUAUAUCGAGCUUCACAUAUCUUGAUAUCUCCUGAUGAACAAAUUUUGGAGAGACAACAUUUGUGGUCUAGUAAUUUCCUAAAACAAUGUUUAUCCAAAUGUUUGACAGCCACCGAUGUGUUUGAUGGACGUAUUAUCCAAGAGGUGGAUUAUGCCCUUAAAUUUCCCUUAUAUGCCAAUUUAGAACGCCUUGAAAACAAGAGAAAUUUGGAGCACUACAACAUAGAUAACUUGAGGAUUCUCAAAAGUUCAUAUAGGUCCUCGAACAUUGAAAACAAAGAUCUCCUUGAUUUGGCUGUUGAAGACUUUAAUCUGUGCCAAUCAAUACACCAGAAAGAGCUGCAACAACUAGAAAGGUGGGUUAUAGAAAACAGAUUAGAUAAGCUGAAAUUUGCAAGACAGAAGCUGACAUACUGUUAUUUCUCUGCUGCUGCGACUCUUUACUUCCCUGAAUUAUCUGAUGCUCGCAUGUCAUGGGCCAGAAAUGGUGUCCUAACUACUGUGGUUGACGACUUCUUUGACAUUGGAGGUUCCGGAGAAGAACUAGUAAACCUGAUAGAAUUGGUCGAGAAGUGGGAUGGAGUUUCAACUACUGAUUUUUGCUCUGUACAUGUGGAGAUUAUAUUCUCCGCAAUUAAAAAUACAACAAAUGAGAUAGGAGAGAAGGCAUUCUCACGGAUAGGGCACCACGUCACAAGCCACAUAAUUGAGAUAUGGUUGAAAUUGCUAAACUCCAUGAUGAAAGAAGCAGAAUGGACCCAUAACGAGGUGGUACCAACACUGGAGGAAUAUAUGGCAAAUGCAUAUGUAUCUUUCGCCUUAGGACCUAUUGUUCUCCCAGCACUUUAUCUUGUUGGACCUGAUAUCCCGGAGGAGGUUGUUCGAGAUACGGAGUACCAUAAUCUUUUUAAGGUUAUGAGCACAUGUGGGCGCCUCCUAAAUGACAUCCAAGGGUUCAAGAGAGAAAGUAAGGAAGGGAAACUGAAUGCUGUAUCACUGCUCAUGAUUCCUUGCAAUGGUGUUGUUUCUGAAGAAGAGGCUGUGGGAAGGAUUAGUGGUAUGAUCGAGAUCAACAGAAGAGAAUUGCUGAGAUUAGUUUUACAGUCCAAGGACAGUGUGGUACCAAGACCUUGCAAAGAUUUAUUCUGGAAGAUGAGUAAAGUAGUUCAUCUGUUUUACAGGAAUAAUGAUGGGUUUACAUCUUUACAAGAAAUGGUUAGUGCCGUUAAUGCUGUCAUUGAAGAACCAUUAAGCAUUCCUCCAAGUGAUGUUUGUUAGUACCGCAUAAGCUCGUCUUAUUUCUAUAUUGUUAUUAAGCAAUCAACAUUACUUGGCUUGUCUUCAGUCGUCUCACCCGAUAUGUACUACAAAGUGAAUGAUUUUUCUUUUUGGAAUACGACAAUGUUUUUCUGCAAUAUGAAGUCUUUUUUUGAAG
This is a messenger RNA of Papaver somniferum (opium poppy), 2679 nucleotides long. Its product is annotated as ent-kaur-16-ene synthase, chloroplastic-like. Gene Ontology annotation, biological process: diterpenoid biosynthetic process. Bases 114 to 2522 code for a protein of 802 amino acids. The transcript is spliced from 14 exons. Lineage: Eukaryota; Viridiplantae; Streptophyta; Magnoliopsida; Ranunculales; Papaveraceae. Gene Ontology annotation, molecular function: terpene synthase activity; magnesium ion binding. The record is from RefSeq and is a predicted model, not a curated record.